AUGGCCCCCUCCCAGCCGGUCGCGUCGCCCAGACCGAGUCGUGGUCUCAGUUUCGGAGGCAGGUCUGAUAAAUCUCGCCGGUCGAGCAAUUCUGCCAGCAAUAAAAUCUCUCUCAGGGAGUCUUCGGAGGAGAAGCACAGGCGCAGUUUACAUACCAAAGCCGAUCCAACGCUUGCUAUGAACGAAGCGCAACCAGCGGCUGUUGCCCUCGAACAGUCGACCCUGGGCUCUUUAAGAGCUAUGCAGCACAAAGACCGAUUUGGGCAGAUUAUCACUGAACCCGAUCUUUCCAAUCCCACUCGUCCUCGAUUUGAACGUCCAUUAGAGACCAUCCGAGCUUUUGAAGCUGCUUUUGAAGGGACGUACAGUAGUAGGCCCGUUUCGUGGGCGAGAACAGAGUCACCUAACGGUGGAGAGCACAACAAACGUGGCAGCUACUAUGGAGAGUCCAGCCGUGGAAACGGGUACCAUCCAAACAGAGGAUACAGUGAUCAGAGCGGAUACUUCAAUCAACGGGGAACCUAUUCGCGACCAGAGAGUUACGUCGAUACUUACAAUGGCCAGCCUCAAGAUAAUGGCUACUACCCGUACAACCAAGGCGGCGGUCGUCGACCACGACCCAACCCGCGCGUGUAUACCGAUCAAACAGGAUACAGCACCGGCUCGAACGGGUACGCACAACAUUCACACCAGAAGUCCUUCGAUAAUAUCACUGCGGCCUCUGGGUCCGGUGGAAGCCACACAGAUGCCUGGGGCAAUUCGACCGACCCCAGCUCCGUGAACAGUUCGAUCGACCAAUUGUCCCAGCAGCUACAAUUUGGACAGCAAGGGUUCAAUUCUCAACACAAUCUCAAUGGCUAUGCGCCGGCACCUUCAAAAGCUCCCGUACAUAGCUUCAGCCAAGCACCAGCCUUCGAUCCUAACGCUGGGGGCCCUGUUGGCGGCACCCCAGCCGCCGCGUCAGCGCCCAACCGUCGUCAACUGCGAAAAUCGGUGAACAUGUCCGAUACAGGAGAUAAGCGAAAGAGUUGGUUCAAGCGCAAGUUUGGCAAGGAUUAA
Aspergillus pseudoviridinutans is the source of this 1059-nucleotide messenger RNA. RefSeq lists its product as uncharacterized. The record is from RefSeq and is a predicted model, not a curated record. The transcript has 5 exons. Lineage: Eukaryota; Fungi; Ascomycota; Eurotiomycetes; Eurotiales; Aspergillaceae. Bases 1 to 1059 code for a protein of 352 amino acids.